Molecule: messenger RNA, 1488 nt
Organism: Scedosporium apiospermum
Lineage: Eukaryota; Fungi; Ascomycota; Sordariomycetes; Microascales; Microascaceae
Exons: 4
Coding region: 1-1488 (495 amino acids)
Biological process (GO): positive regulation of transcription by RNA polymerase II
Cellular component (GO): nucleus
Molecular function (GO): transcription cis-regulatory region binding; DNA-binding transcription factor activity, RNA polymerase II-specific; zinc ion binding
Source: RefSeq, a predicted model, not a curated record
AUGAACGGUGCUUCUAGGGCAAAGCUGCGAACGAAAACUGGUUGCCUGACCUGUCGGCAACGCCGCAAGAAGUGCGACGAAACGUUCCCCAUUUGCGGCAACUGCAGCUUCUCGAGACGCGACUGCAAAUGGCCAUCGGGCGCCGACCUCGUUGACCGUCGUUACUCCUCUCACUCUCAUUCGCGACAUCGGGAGGUGGUAGUUAAACCUCGACGGAAGCCGGAACGAACCGACGAGCGACAUACCGACCUUGAUUGCAUACGGACCACAUAUCCCGUCGUCGAUAUAGAUGUCGAAUAUCUUGAUGCCUGCUGGCAUUGCCAUCCGGAGUUCCACGAUGGAUGGCUCGCCGAGAUCCAGAAGCUGAUGACGACUCACAAGAGUCUCUACUACUCUGUGCUGGCCAAUGCGGCGUCCCAUAUGUAUCUGGUUGAUGGCGCCUGGCGCCUGCAGAAUCUCGCUCUCACCUAUUACGCCGAUGCCGUGAGCGAGCUUUCGAAACUACUUGACCGUGUUCCGCAGCUCGAAAACCACAAUGGAUUGCUCAUGUCGGUCAUGAUGUUGUACUUGCAUGGGUUCAUAAACUGGGACACCGGCCUCGACAUCCCGCAACACGUUACCGCCGCAACGCGUAUUCUGACCCUCCGCCUCCUCAACCAUCCCAGCCCAAUCGGCAAGUUAUUCGACAGAUUGGCUAUCGAAAGCGUCAUGUUCCAGAUGUUCACCUACACAACAGGUCUGUGGACGGAUAUCAAAGCCGCCGUUGACCCCGAAUUCGAUUCGUCGUUUUGGGACCGCGCCGGUAAAUUACUCGACGAAGCGCUAUUCUUCCCCGAUGCCCCCAAAAGCUUCAAUAGCCCCGUGCUGGGCUUUCCGGUUUCGCUGUUCCGGACAGCCUUGUCGCUCAGGCAUUGUUUCCGAAGCCGCCGUUCACCCGGUAUUGCCGAGCUCGAACGACUGCAGAGUGAAGUGGGGGACUGGGAAGCACGGGUCCUCUGCGACAGGGAACUCCGAUCCUGUUCUCCUUCUUCAGGCGAGUGGGAUAAGUUGGACUCUCGAGAAUACUGCUUCCGGGAUGCGAGCUAUCUCUUCGCCAUGGUGACUUCUCUGCUUCUGGAGCAGGUGGGAAAUAGCGACUCAAUCCCCGACCUCCUACCACAAGUGGUGCCAUACGACAGCUGGCAACUAAGACUGUCCGUCCAGAUCCUCGAGCGACACGCGGGCGACGAGGAAUGGACCCGAUGCUACGGGUGCAACUGGCUGGUUUACACCUUGGGGCUGUUCAUGGACUCUUCCGAAGACCGCCAUAUAAUAAGGGAAGAGUUUUCCCGGAGAUGGGAUCUUACGAAAUUUGUGCAGAUUGCCCGAUACAGCAGUGACUUGGAAGACAUCUGGGCGGCGCGGGACGGGAAUGUGGCUAGGAUAUUAGGACGAGCAACUAAACCACAGACCCAGGCCCAGCUGGCAGCCAUACGGUUUGUACAUUGA